Molecule: messenger RNA, 2395 nt
Organism: Cucurbita maxima (winter squash)
Lineage: Eukaryota; Viridiplantae; Streptophyta; Magnoliopsida; Cucurbitales; Cucurbitaceae
Product: transcription factor VOZ1-like
Exons: 5
Coding region: 368-1819 (483 amino acids)
Biological process (GO): regulation of DNA-templated transcription; positive regulation of long-day photoperiodism, flowering
Source: RefSeq, a predicted model, not a curated record
GACGAAAUGCUUACAGAGCUCUCAAAAGCCAAAUUCAUGUGUAACUGCAACUCUGCCUCUGUCUCUCUCUACUUUCUCGCUCCUACUAAAUCAGAAAUAAAAGGGAAUAAAGAGAAGAAAACUGAAUUGAAAUUGGGGCAUCCAAGCCAUUGAACUGUUGAAGUGAAGAAGAGCAUCUGCUUUUCGAUCACCCACUUCAUCGCGAAUAUUUCACUUUACAUUUCUCCUGUUUUUUUUCCCUCUUCUUCGAUCAGGUGUCCUUGCACUUUCUUGCUCCUUAUUGUGGGAGGUUCAAGCCCUGUUCAGAGCUAGGGCUUUCGAUUCGGCUGCGAGUUCCUCGGGACUAAGAGAAACUUAGAGUUCUGCAAUGGGGAAGCAUUCGAAGACCAGUUGCAAGUCGGCUUCCCACAAGCUCUUUAAGGAUAAGGCAAAGAACCGGGUCGAUGAUCUGCAAAGCAUAUUUGUAGAUUUGCAAUAUGCAAGGAAAGAGAGCCGCAAUGUUGAUGUGGCAGUGCUCGAGGAACAAGUCCAUCAGAUGCUUCGUGAGUGGAAAGCAGAGCUGAACGAGCCCUCUCCAGCAUCCUCUUUGCAACAAGGUGGAAGCCUUGGGUCAUUUUCAUCGGACAUUUGUCGAUUGCUACAACUUUGCGAGGAGGAUGAUGAUGCAUCUAGUCCAUUAGCUGCUCCUAAACCAGAACCCAAUGAACAAAAUCUGCAGGGUGGAGAUACUAUGGCAGUUCAAGAGGGAUUUAACGUGAACCGUGUACACCAAGAACCAAGCUUCCCUCUAGUUGAUCAGUGCAAGAACUCCCCUUCAGGAGUUCAUGGUUUGGCUAUGAAUAACUUGGAAGGAGCCACAUAUUUGGAGUGUCAUCAGCUUGAUUUACAUCAAGGCAGUGAACACAACUUUUACUCAUUCCUUAAUGGUAGAGGUUUGUGUGGGGCGAGUGAAAUUCCUCAUGUUUCCAGCUACUGUCCCAGCAUAUGUCCUCCUCCUGCUGCUUUCUUAGGCCCUAAAUGUGCGCUUUGGGAUUGCCCACGACCUGCCCAAGGGUUGGAUUGGUGUGAGGAUUACUGCAGCAGUUUUCAUGCUGCCUUAGCAUUGAAUGAAGGCCCUCCUGGAAUGGGUCCAGUUUUACGACCUGGUGGCAUUGGUCUGAAGGAUGGUUUGCUUUUUGCUGCUCUUAGUACGAAGGCACAAGGAAAAGAUGUUGGUAUCCCUGAAUGUGAGGGAGCUGCCACGGCUAAAUCCCCAUGGAAUGCUCCUGAGCUAUUUGAUCUGUCAAUAUUGGAGGGUGAGAUGAUUAGGGAGUGGCUUUUCUUUGACAAGCCUCGUAGAGCAUUUGAGAGUGGGAAUAGGAAGCAGAGGUCAUUGCCAGAUUAUAGUGGACGUGGUUGGCAUGAGUCAAGAAAGCAAGUGAUGAAUGAGUUUGGAGGGCUGAAAAGAUCUUAUUACAUGGAUCCUCAGCCGUUGAACCACUUUGAGUGGCAUCUUUAUGAGUAUGAAAUCAAUAAGUAUGAUGCCUGCGCUUUGUAUAGAUUGGAGUUGAAACUCGUUGAUGGGAAAAAAAGUUCCAAGGCAAAGGUAACAAAUGAUUCGGUUGCCGAUUUACAGAGACAAAUGGGGAGACUGGCUGCUGAGUUUCCUGAUAAUAAACGCUUUAUGAAGGGGAGGACCAAAAUUAACACAAAAGUUGGUGUUGGAAAUGUUUACUCAUCAGCAAAUAGAGUCAUGCCACCCAAUGGAACAUAUGACUAUAUGCUUCAUGCACAAUAUGAUUACCUUGUGGAGAAUUUGAGCGAAUAUUACCCUACGUAGUUAAGAAGCUCAGUUGUUGAAUGAGUUGCAUGCCUGAUGAUAUCCAUCUAAACAUGAUGGGUUUGAGUUUACGAUUCAUUCUUCCAGAAUUCGGUACUUCUUUUUGGCCUCAAAUAACCUAAAUAAUUUUUUUCCUUUUCUUUCUUCUCUCAUGGUAUACUAUCUGAUGCUCAUCUCAUGGGAGCUGCAACGGAUGCACCCUUCAGGAUGGAGCUUCAAACCUCUGGAUAACGGUAAAGCUGGUUGUUUCCCUAAUAUUUUGGGUUACAAUUUGCAAUUGAUAUAUUCUAGAAGGACAUUAGUGGCUGUAACCCAGCAGAGACUAACCAGUGAUGUAUAUUAUUUUUGCUGGUGUUAUAAACUCCGUUGAUGGUUUAGGUCGUCUGGAUUUCGAUAAAAUGUAAUCCGCCUACAUUUUGUUUCGUUAUGUACGUGGAUAAUCCUAGUUUUUAUUCUACUUGAUGUCAAUGUCAACUUACACAUCUUGAGUAAUCUUUUCAGUCCUCUCUCAAGACAUUGAAAUGCAGAUUGCUCGAAGGUUACCUUGUUAACCAUUAUCUGAAACGUAGAUUUACC